AUGACUUCCUCUGGCUUGGCUGACGCCGCCAAAGAGACGGUCUCGGCAAAUCUUCCCAUACGUAGGCUAUCAGCGUCAUCUUCCAACUUUGACAUUGUUUCAACAUAUCGCAAACUCCUCGAGUCCGACCCCGAAUUAACCAAGCCGGUCGCCGCUAUAGAAUCAUUGAUCGCCCUUCUGAACACCGUUCCUUCCACAACCGUAUACGAGACUCUCGAUACUGUCAAAGCCCACUCGGUUCGCCUCGCAGCUUCUGUUGAAAAUCCGGUGCCUCUCACAGCUGGUACCGACCUUUUCCUGCAGUACCUAGUUUCCUCGCUCAAGCAGCAGGAGGGUAGCUUCGAUGCCGUGAGACAGCAUCUUCUCCGUAACGGCCGGUUGUUCGCCCAAAGAGCCAUUGCUGCGCGCAACGGCGUCGCAGAAGCUGGCUGGCGCUUCGUACGAGAAGGCACAUGCGUGUUGACCCACGGUGCAUCAAGGUCGGUGACUGGUCUGUUAGAGAGGGCAGCCAAGAGUCUCAAUGGCAAGUUUAAAGUUGUCUACGUUCGGGACCAGACGCGCGUAGAGGAGAGCGACAGUGUUGUAAAGGAGCUGCGUCAGAUGGGAAUCCCGGUUGCGGAGAUUCCAGAGGCGGCUGUCGCUCACGUAAUGGGCUUGCUGCGCCAGGUCAACAUGGUCAUUGUUGGUGCGGAAGCUGUGACUCAAAAUGGUGGCAUCAUUUCUAGAAUUGGCACAUAUCAGAUCGCCCAGCUGGCCUCAAGAGUCAAGAUCCCUUUCUAUGUCGCCGCCGAGACGCACAAGUUCGCACGCAAGUUCCCCCUCGACCAGAGGGAUCUUGGUUUCAAGCAACAAGUGCUUGAUUUUAGUACCGACGCAAGAAGCAAACGACCUGCCGAUGCGGUCGACUAUACUCCCCCCAACCUGAUUUCCAACCUCAUCACGGAAAACGGGGUACACUUGCCAGGCUACGUCUUUGAGCAGCUUCUCAGCAUCUAUGGAAGUCUUAACGGGUGA
This is a messenger RNA of Pochonia chlamydosporia 170, 1014 nucleotides long. RefSeq lists its product as hypothetical. The transcript is spliced from 4 exons. Gene Ontology annotation, molecular function: translation initiation factor activity; guanyl-nucleotide exchange factor activity. Gene Ontology annotation, cellular component: eukaryotic translation initiation factor 2B complex. The record is from RefSeq and is a predicted model, not a curated record. Lineage: Eukaryota; Fungi; Ascomycota; Sordariomycetes; Hypocreales; Clavicipitaceae. Bases 1 to 1014 code for a protein of 337 amino acids. Gene Ontology annotation, biological process: translational initiation.